Molecule: messenger RNA, 5700 nt
Organism: Callithrix jacchus (white-tufted-ear marmoset)
Lineage: Eukaryota; Metazoa; Chordata; Mammalia; Primates; Cebidae
Source: RefSeq, a predicted model, not a curated record
UUUGGUGGUAUCAUUUUUCUCAGAUUGUUCUUGAUUUUUAGGCUUACUAUCCAUUGUUAUCCGCACAUUUGAAAAGCAAGAAAUUUAUUGCAGUCCUUGCAUACUGGCUUUAUCUGGAAAACCCCUUUCCCUGUCAUGCAGCAAUUCUUGGUAGGGUGUCUCUUGUGGUCUGCAGGUAAACUUGUUGCUGAAGUCCUCAGGCAGGCUGGCCUGGUGCCUGUGUCAGCAGGUGGUAGGCCUGGUUCCUGGAUCUGUACAAUUGGCCCUGAAGCCUGGAUCUACUGGGGUAGCUCUUUUCAUUGGGUAUAUGGGGAUGAACGUAAAGCCUAUGUCUAUAGGGGCAUGCACAGAGCCUGUACUAAUAGGUGCUGGACUGAAGCCUGGGUCCCUAGCUGUUGCCAUGGCUCUGAGGUGGGCAUUGAGACUAUGUCUGCAGGAAAUGGCCAGGUUCUGGAAUGGGCCUAGUAUCUGGGUCUCCUGGGAUGAGCUUGGAAUCUGAGUCCAUGGAGACUGGCCUGGUACUGGUGCAGGACUGGAGCCUGAAUCUGGAGAAAUGGGCCUGGGAUCUUGGUAGAUGGGAGCCUGAGACUUCAGAGAUGGUCCUAGAGCCUUUAUGAUGACCAGCCUAGCAUCAGGAUCUACUGAAGUUGGCCUGUACCUGGUCUGAUAGAGCACAACUGGGCCCUAAGUUUAUUGGAUCAUGGGUCACAAAAAACAGCCUGGAUCCUGAAGCUGGCCUAGGGCUGGGGUGGGGUGGGGUCAGUCUAGAGUCUGAGACCGUAGGUGCUAGACUGGUGGCUGGAGCCACAGGCGCUGGUCUAGAACCUGGGGAAUGAUCUGGAGACUGGGUGUGUGAGUUCUGGCCUAGAACCUAGGUCAUCAGGGGCUGGCAUGGAGACUAGGUUCACAAAGGCUGGUCUGGGUCCUAGGGCUAUAGGAACUAGAUUGGAACCUAGGUCCAAAGAAGCAGUCCUAGAUACUGGGUCUGUAGGCACCAGCCCAAUACUGGAGUCAACUGUGAUGAGCCUGGACCCUCCAUCUACUGGAACAUGGGACCAUAGGAACUGGCCUGGACAGUGGGGUGGCAGAAACUAGCCUAGCCUUAUAGGAAGGCCUGGAGCCUGCAUCUGCAGAUGCUUGCCAGAUACCUGGCUAAAGGGUAGGGCUAGGGAUGCUAACCUGGAAUUGGGUUGGCCUGAAUUCUGGAUUUGUGUGAGCCAACCUAGUUCUGGGCUAGUCUGGAACCUAGGGUAGACUUGAGGUCUGAGACCACAGGGGCUAGCCUGGUGCUAGGCAGUCCCAGAGCCUUUAUCCACAGGAGGUUGGAUCUAUGGAUACUGGCCUGGUAAGUAGAGUUAUAGGGGCCAGCCUGGUCCUGGAGCUAGUCUGAAACCUGGAGUUAUGGAGGCCAGCCUGGUCCUGGAAGCAGUCUGGAGCCUGAAGUCUGGCGCUGGCCUGGUCCCAGGAACAGUCUGACACCUAGGGCUCUGGGGUAGACCUAGCAUUAGGAUAUAUCCAGAAACCAAGUCCACCAGAAAAGACUGGCUGUGGGAUCUGGUCUGGCUCAGUCUGCAGGUACUGGCCUAGAGUUUGGGGCCAUACAGGCAUACCUAUUACUGGGUUUUACUGAAGUAGCCUCUGUGUUGGGGUCCAAGGCAAAGUUCAGUGCCCAAUUCCCUUUUCUUCUUCCACACAAAGGUUGUCUCUGUCUGUGCUUUGCUGCCUGAUAUUGUGGGAGGGGUGACACAGUAGUGCAAAAGUGUUCUUCCUAUGCUCUUCAAUUCAUCUUUUCUUAUUCCUCUGCUACACUAAGAUUCUGUAAUCUUUCACCUGGUUUCCUUGCCUCUUAUGAAGGUUUGUGCACAGAUAGUUAUUUAAGUUGAUGUUUCUGUGCAAGAAUAAGUGCCAGAAAGUUCCAUUCUGACAUUUUGCUGAUGUCCAGUUUUACAGCAUCUAGCCAGAUUUCUGUAUAAUGAUUUUAAAAGUGCCUCAGCAGCCUCAGGGUCAGGUAUUCUGCUAAUUUGGAAAGAAAGAUGGCAGAUCUUAUGUUAAUGAUCUUAUCAAACACAUACAUAUAUACACACAAUAAUAAUAAAGCAGACAAAACUUUUGGAGAUGAUAAAUAUAUUUAUGGCAUACGUUGGGGUCAUGGUUUCAUGAGUAUGUAUUCAUCUCUACAUUCAUCAGGUUUUAUACAUUAAACACAUACAGCUUUUAUAUGCUAAUUAUACCUCAAAAAAGUAGUUCUACAAAAAAAAAAAGAAAGGAAGUUAAAGACAAUAGAAGAAAAAUACUUGUUGGGCUCUUUCCCCAUGAAGUAUGACUUGUAUAUCAGAUUUCUAAUGGUUAUUGAAUCUUUCAGAUUUUCUGAUGAUAAGUAUAAUAAGACAAAUAGUAUGUUGGGCUAGAAAAGACAAAAAUACAUAUUUGAGGAUGGAUUUUCCCCUAACAUAAUAGGACUUGUUGUACAAGUUAUUCAAGCCAGUACCAGGCUGAAGGGAGAGAAAAGUUUCCAGAUCAAAUAUUUGUGUCAUUGGUUCAACUAAAGUCUCAAGUAGAAGAGACUUAUUAUGAGAUACUUGGAGCCACAAUAUUCAAAAUUCAUCACGAAGUGGGAACCAGCACCCUACAAAACAAAGAACAAUGGCUUGGGAUUCAGAACAUCUGGGUUCUGGUCUGUUUUGCACAUGCAAUCAUGUGUCCACUUUCCAGGACUUAUUUUCUUGAGACUAGACAAUCUCUGAUAAACCUCCUGUCUGAUUCUCCUCUCUUACAGGAAGUUAGGCCGGUGCUCAGAUCAGACUUUCGGUCACAAAAGAUGAAGGAAGAAGGCAUCGGGUGUCUUUCUUAACCACAGUUUUAGGACAUGGAUUUAGAGAAUGCAUUCACAGGAAUUAAGCAAAUAAUAAAAGCUGGAUUUGAGGUAGAAAAAUAGGAAACAGAAGAUGAAAAAAUCAGGGAAGAAAAUAUUUAGGAGCAAUGAAGAGUCCCCUAUUGCUUUGUAGUAUAGCCAAAAAUUUUUAUUUUUCUCUUCUUUAGACUCUAAGAGGACUAGAGCACAUGAGAGGGUUUUGGAGCUUUAAAAUGUUCUAGGAUGCCCCAAGCCAAGAAAGCAUGUCCCACAUCUUCCCAAUACCCUGAUCUAGCUAAAACCAUAUACCACUUCCUCAUUGCUCAGGAGGCAUUGAAACUUCAUCACCAACCCAGAACAGCUCCAGAAACCCCCAUCCUUUUCUGGGAUUUAUUCAAAUUGGUGCUAUCAGUCUUUUUGAUCCAAAAGAACCUGUGUUUAUUUGGCUCUUCUAUGCCUUGCCACCAGCCACCAAUCAGUUAAAACAUCUUUCCUUUGCUACAGAGAGGUGCAACCAUAUCGAAAGUCACCAUCAGUUCAAGGUCACAUCUGAGAGUUUCACCUGCUCAAUCACCAAAGCUCCUGAAUUAAGAGUUAGGGUUCUCCUUUGGACCAUCAAGAUGAACUUCAUUAGGAAUUCUGAGAUAGAGCAAGUAUUUCAGGGGAACAUCAGGUCCCAGUGUCCACCUGUCAUCUCAGAAGCUAGUAAAGAAAACUUUUUCCCUAGAAAGACUUCCGGUAUAAAAAAUGUUCCCAAGAUUUGAGAGUAUGAGAGUCUCUUGGUGAGUUCCCUGGUGAACAGAAAUCAGGAAUGUGCUGCUACACAGAAGAGAUGUACAAGCAUCUAGUCACUGCCUCAAGGUGUCAGAAGCAGGAUCUGAAGUGGAGUUUCUGGUAACCCCCAAGAGUGCUGAGUGAACACGGAAGGUACCUGCAGGAUCCUCUUGUGCCCGUUGAUCUCUCAGAGCAGUUGAGGCUCACAGAGUUUCUUCUUGAAGGACUCAAGGACUGAAGCAUCCCACAAAAUGAUCCUACUGAAUAAUUCCCAGAAGCUGCUGGCCCUAUACAAAUCCUUGGCCAGGAGCAUCCCUGAGUCCCUGAAGGUGUAUGGCUCUGUGUAUCACAUCAAUCACGGGAACCCCUUCAACCUGGAGGUGCUGGUGGACUCCUGGCCUGAGUAUCGGAUGGUUAUUAUCCGGCCUCAAAAACAGGAGAUGACUGAUGACAUGGAUUUAUACACAAAUGUAUAUCGUAUAUUCUCCAAAGAGCCUCAAAAAUCACAAGAAAUUUUGAAAAAUUGUGAGAUCAUAAACUGGAAACAGAUACUCCAAAUCCAAGGUUUUCAAGGAAGUUUAGGUGAGGGGAUAAGAGUGGCUGCAUUUUCAAAGUCAGUGAAGGUAGAGCAUUCAAGGGCAAUCCUCUUUAUUACAGAAGAUAUCCUGAACCUCAAUGCCUCCAAUAAAAGCAAGUUUGGAAGCUGGGCUGAGACAGGCCACCCAGAUGUUGAAUUUGAGAGCGAAACUCCCGAUUUUAAGUAUGCUCAGCUGGAUGUCUCUUAUUCUGGGCUGGUAAAUGACAGGUGGAGGCGAGGGAAGAAUGAAAGGAGCCUGCGUUAUAUCAAGCGCUGCAUAGAAGCCCUGCCAACAGCCUGUGUGCUGGGCCCAGAGGGGAUCCCUGUCUCAUGGGUAACCAUGGACCCUUCUUGUGAAUUAGGAAUGGCCUAUAGCAUGGAAAGAUACCGAAAGAAAGGCAAGAUGAGACAGACAAUGGUGCAAUUCAAGAAAUAUCUGCGUCAGAAUAAUAUUCCAUUUUACCUCUCUGUGCUAGAAUUUAAUGAAGACUCCCGUAGAUCUGUGAAGCAAAAUGGUUUCUUUGAGGCCGCCUGUGAGUGGCACCAAUGGACCUGCUACCCACAGAUCUAGUUCCAUUUUAGACAAUGAAGCUGCUUAGCAAUCUUGGGCAAGCCAUCUUGUAAUAUUAAAGCAGACACCACAGAAUAGCUGUCUUCACUUACAAAUGUUUGUUUGGUAUUUAUGAUGUGCCAGGGACUCUUAUCACAUUGAUGUUAAAAGACACUGCCAUACUCUUGAGCUUACAAUCCAAGCAAGAGGCAGGGAAGGGUAUAGUCUUUAAAUAUGCAUCAGCGUUGUGAGGAAGGGUGGGGUUACCAGCAGACGUGUAACUAGAAAGCCAGGCUAGGGCCGGGCGCGGUGGCUCACGCCUGUAAUCCCAGCACUUUGGGAGGCCGAGGCGGGUGGAUCACGAGGUAAAGUGGUCGAGACCAUCCUGGUCAGCAUGGUGAAACCCCGUUUCUACUAAAAAUACAAAAAACUUAGCUGGGCAUGGUGGCAUGUGCCUGUAAUCUCAGCUACUCAGGAGGCUGAGGCAGGAGAAUUGCCUGAACCCAGGAGGUGGAGGUUGCAGUGAGCCAAGACGCGCCAUUGCACUCCAGCCUGGGUAACAAGAGCGAAACUCCGUCUCAAAAAAAAAAAAAGAAAAGAAAGCCAGGCUCAGUUCUUACCUCUGGGAAUUAGAACUCUUUAUGAAAGUUGGUUGAUAUAAUCUACUAUCUGGAAGAUAAAUGAAGGACUUUAAUGAAAUUGGUCAAUAGAAAAUUCCUAAUCUAUAUGGAUACUUUAUUGUAAAUAAAUAGCCCUGCUAUUUAUGGAUCUAUGAGGCAAUGGCUACUCUAAAGAAUGGAAUCCGUCUCUUAGUUUAGUGACUAGAAAAGUAGAAAAGGUGAAGCCUAAACAAAUGGCUUUCCUGGGCUACAUUUCAUCAUUGUUAUGCAGAAAAGUAAAUCCAGAGAAUCGAGUCUGCUGGACUUGAGGCCUCUGCUAUGGGAAUGA